AUGGCGCCCUUAGCCGAAGUUGGGGGCUUCCUAGGCGGCUUGGAAGGGUUAGGGCAACAGGUGGGCUCCCAUUUCCUGCUGCCUCCUGCCGGGGAGAGGCCGGCUCUGCUCAGCGAUCGCCUGGCUCAGGCCGAGAGGGGGUCUAGAGGUGGCGGAGGUGCGGCGACUGGGACUGCGGAUUUAGCCCAUUUGCAGGGCAUCCUACGCCGGAGGCAGCUCUACUGCCGGACGGGCUUCCACCUGCAGAUCCUGCCCGAUGGCAGCGUGCAGGGCACCAGGCAGGACCACAGCCUCUUCGGUAUCCUUGAAUUCAUCAGUGUGGCAGUGGGACUGGUCAGUAUUAGAGGAGUGGACAGUGGCCUUUAUCUUGGAAUGAAUGACAGAGGAGAACUCUAUGGAUCAGAGAAACUAACUUCUGAAUGCAUCUUCAGAGAACAGUUUGAAGAGAACUGGUAUAACACUUAUUCUUCCAACGUGUACAAACAUGGAGACUCAGGUCGGAGGUAUUUUGUAGCACUUAACAAAGAUGGUACUCCCAGAGAUGGGGCUAGAUCCAAAAGACAUCAGAAAUUCACACACUUCCUACCCAGGCCAGUGGAUCCUGAAAGAGUUCCAGAACUCUACAAAGAUGUGUUAGGAUACAGUUGAAAUGGGACAGAAUGUUUGAAAGGAAACCAAAACAAAACCCAUUCUUUCCUACCACAACUUCCAGGGUAACACAAGCAGGAAGAACUUUCAAAUGCUGCAGAGUUACCAGGCUCUAGGAGAGUGGAUUUUAACAAGCUGUUUAGUGAUAGCCUCCAUUUCCUAAUGUUUGGAUAUAGGAGACAAAGCCUUAAAGUUAAGAGUGGACCAGCCUCUUUGAAGUUUUCUGACCCUGUUACUGGCCAGUAGACAGUGGGAAGUUGGAGUCUGAUUUAUUUUAAAAUACCAAACUCGUGCCUAA
Messenger RNA from Trachemys scripta elegans, 946 nucleotides. It is a transcript of the gene FGF20, whose product is annotated as fibroblast growth factor 20. Gene Ontology annotation, cellular component: cytoplasm. The transcript has 3 exons. The coding region runs from base 1 to 648 and encodes 215 amino acids. NCBI's taxonomy places the organism in Eukaryota, Metazoa, Chordata, Testudines, Emydidae. The record is from RefSeq and is a predicted model, not a curated record. Gene Ontology annotation, biological process: animal organ morphogenesis; cell differentiation; fibroblast growth factor receptor signaling pathway. Gene Ontology annotation, molecular function: growth factor activity; fibroblast growth factor receptor binding.